AUGGAGGCAGUGGAGGUUUUCUCGGGCGUCAACUGCGCCGGCUCGCCCGACGUGCUGGCCAUGUACAACCUGUCGGCGAGCUGCGUGGAGGACGCGUGCAGCGACAUCGCGUUCGGCAACGACACGUACUACAUCAGCCGCACGUGCAACGUGUCGGACCGCUUCGCGCACACUGCGGCCGUGCUCGGGGACUUCACGUACGUGAUGAUGGAGACGUACGACAACAAGAGCUGCGUGUCCUUCGGCGAGGCCGACGUGUUCCUGGCGUCGGGCAGCUGCGAGAUCUCGUCGGGUCUUGGGGACCAGUCGGUCAUCACGAGCCUCUACUCGAACGGGUCCGCGGUGGUGGCGCUCUACCCGAACGACGCGUGCGGCGGAGAACCGUCGCUCUACUUCGAGCUGGACAAGGACGCGCUAACCACGGGCUCCUGCCAGCAAGGACUCUACCGGUUCUAUAGCAGCGACACUGCGUCAAGUUCGACUAGCAGCAGUAGCGGGAGCUCCGGCAGCCUUGAUACUGCCGCCCCACAAGCUGCGGACAGUGACUCGGGCUCCAGUAGUGCCAGCAAUGGCCCAGGUAUCAGCACGGGGGCAGUGGUGGGCAUCGCUGCUGCAGCUUUGGUGCUCAUUGUCAUCGUCGCAGUGGUUGUCGUCUAUCGGCUACGUAAGAAACGUGAAGCCGAACGGGAGGAGAAUGACAACUUCAGCAGCUUCCAGUCGCCCUCAGGGAGUCGGAAGCCAGGCUCGUCGACGGCUCCAGGGACGACGAACUCGCUGGGAGAUGACGGCAGUAGCGGCCGACAGUCGGCCAAGCCGGCCAUGCUCGUGGGUCUGUGGGACGACGAAGUCAUCGCCACCGCUCGCGUUCCUCGCGAGAAGGUCAUCGUCCAGCACAUUAUCAGUCGUGGAGGCGGCGGCGAGGUGUACUUCGGUCUGUUCAACCAGCGCCGCGUUGCGGUCAAGAUGCUGCUGCCCGAAGUGCGCAAGAGCGUCAAGCACGUGAACGCAUUUCUGGCCGAAGUGAAGCUCAUGGCGACGCUCGAGCACGCGCGCAUCGUCGAGUUCGUGGGCGUGGCCUGGGACUCGUUGACGGACUUGUGCGUCGUGUCGGAGUUCAUGGAGGGUGGGGACUUGCGCGCGUUGCUGAGUGUGUACGAACAGGAGCAACACGCCACAGGCUUCGACCGCAGCAAGGUGACGAUCGCACUGCACGUGGCCCACGCGCUCACGUACCUCCACUCGCUCGAGACUCCGGUGCUGCAUCGAGACUUGAAGUCCAAGAACGUCCUGCUCACCUCCAGCCUAGAGGCCAAGCUCACAGACUUCGGCAUCUCUCGAGAGCGAGGCGACAAGACCAUGACGGCGGGCGUCGGCACGUCGCGGUGGAUAGCGCCCGAGGUCAUGCUCGGCCACAAGUACGACGACAAGGCCGACAUGUUCUCGUUUGGCGUGGUGCUGUCUGAACUGGACGUGCAUGUGCUCCCGUACUCGCACGCCAAGGACUGCGGGGACAUCGACUCGGACCACAAAGUCUCCGAGGCGGUCAUUAUGCAGAUGGUGGCACUGGGCAAGCUGCGCAUCGAGUUCUCGACUGGUUCUUUGCAGUCGAUGGCGGACUUGGGCAUGGCCUGUGUGUCGCUCGAUCCGACGGAGCGACCGACAGCAGCAGAAGCGCUCUAUCGGCUGCAUACAAUACUAUCGCAGGAGCUCUAG
Messenger RNA from Phytophthora sojae, 1713 nucleotides. RefSeq lists its product as hypothetical. Gene Ontology annotation, biological process: protein phosphorylation. The record is from RefSeq and is a predicted model, not a curated record. Gene Ontology annotation, molecular function: ATP binding; protein kinase activity. The transcript has a single exon. The coding region runs from base 1 to 1713 and encodes 570 amino acids. Lineage: Eukaryota; Oomycota; Peronosporomycetes; Peronosporales; Peronosporaceae.